AUGUAUGUGUCCCCUGUCCCCCCCCAGGACCCGCUGUGGAAGGUGCGGCGCAGCCAGAAGCUGGACAUGUCGGCCCGGCUGGAGCUGCAGUCGGCUCUGGAUGCUGAGAUCAGAGCCAAACAGCUGAUUCAGGACGAGCUGCGGAGAGUCAAAGCUGCUAACAUCCACCUGGAGAGUAAGCUGAAGGAGUCUGAGGAGAGGAGUGUGGAGAUGUCGGAGCAGAUGGAGAAUCUGAGGAGAGAGAUGGAGGACAGUCGUUCUGUCAAAGGUAUGAAGCUUCCAGACUUCCAGGACUCCAUCUUUGAAUAUUUCAACACGUCUCCUCUGGCUCCAGACCUCACCUUCAGAACCUCAGACAUAGACCCCUCCGAACACGAGGAAGUGAAAGCAGCGUCAGUCCCAGCGAGCCCCUCCCCCCUCUCCCAGCUCUCAGCACUGACCACACCAAAGCCCAAAGCUCACCAGCUGAGCAUCAGGACGUUCUCCAGUCCCACUCAGUGCACACACUGCACCUCUCUGAUGGUGGGACUCUUCAGACAGGGAUACGCCUGUGAAGUGUGCUCCUUCGUGUGCCAUGUGACCUGUAAAGACCACGCCCCCCUGGUCUGUCCAAUCCCAGCCGAGCACGCCAAGAGGCCGCAGGGCAUCGACGUGCAGCGAGGCAUCGGCACCGCCUACAAGGGCUACGUCAGGGUAAGACCCUAUCCCAAGCCCAGCGGUGUGAAGAAGGGCUGGCAGCGAGCCCACGCUCUGGUCUCUGACUGCAAACUCUUUCUCUAUGAUGUCCCUGAGGGAAAGUCCACCCAGCCAGGGGUAGUGGCCAGUCUGGUGCUGGAUCUCAGAGACGAGGAGUUCUCCGUCAGCUCGGUCUUAGCUUCAGAUGUGAUCCACGCCACCAGGAAGGACAUCCCCUGCAUCUUCAGGGUGACCUCGUCCCAGCUGACCUCCCAGCUGUCCUCGGUGUCCCUGCUGGUCCUGGCCGAGAGCGAGGUGGAGAAGAGGAAGUGGGUCCGGAUCCUGGAGGGUCUGCAGAGCAUCCUGACCCAGAACCUGCUGCAGAGCCGCCCGGUCCACGUCCUGCAUGAGGCCUACGACGCCUCGCUGCCCCUCAUCAAGACCACGCUGUCGGCCGCUGUGCUCGAUCGGGAGAGGAUCGUCCUGGGAACAGAAGAUGGACUGUUUGUGGUUGAGGUCACCAGAGAUGUGAUCGUGCGAGCAGCAGACAGUAAGAGGGUCUACCAGAUCGACCUGAUCCCAAAGGAGAAGAUCGUGGCUCUGCUCUGCGGGCGGAACCGGCACGUCCACCUCCACUCCUGGGGGGCCCUGGAGGGGGCCGAGGCCGCCUUCGACAUCAAGCUGGCCGAGACCAAAGGCUGCCAGGCCCUGACCACCGGGCUGCUCCGGCCUGGGGGGCCCGCAUGCCUGCUGGCUGCCAUCAAACGUCAGGUGCUGUGCUACGAGGUGUCCCGUGUGAAGCCCUAUCAUAAGAAGCUGUGGGAGGUCCAGGCUCCGGGCCAGGCCCAGUGGCUCGGUAUGGUCCGGGACCGGCUCUGUGUGGGCUACCCGUCUGGGUUCGCCCUGCUGGCCCUCCAGGGGGAGUCCUCCCCCAUCAGCCUGGUGAGCCCGGCCGACCCGUCUCUGGCCUUCCUGUCCCCGGCGGCGCCGAUGGACGCGCUGCACGCCACCGAGGCGGGCCCGGCAGAACUGCUGCUCUGCUUCAGCCAGCUGGGGGUCUACGUGGACGGGCAGGGGCGCCGGUCCAGGACCCAGGAGCUGAUGUGGCCCGCCACGCCACUGGCAUGCAGCUCCAACUCGUCCCACCUCACCGUCUACAGCGAGUACGGCCUCGACGUCUUCGACAUCCACACGGCCGAGUGGGUCCAGACCAUCUCGCUGCGCAAGAUCAGACCUCUGAAUGUUGAAGGGACCUUGAACCUGCUGAGCUCAGAGCCGCCUCGUCUCAUCUACUUCAGCAACACCUCAUCAGAGGGGGACCUGACCAUCCCCGAGACAUCGGACUACAGCAGGAAGUUGAUGGUUCGAACUCGCAGCAAGAGGAAGUUCCUCUUUAAGGUUCCUGAGGAGGAGCGCCUUCAGCAGAGGAGGGAGAUGCUGAGAGAUCCAGAGCUCAGAUCAAAGAUGAUUUCUAAUCCCACAAACUUCAACCACGUGGCCCACAUGGGACCAGGAGACGGCAUGCAGGUCCUCAUGGACCUCCCUCUGAGUGUGAUGCCUUCGUCUCAGGAAGAGUCCAUUAAAGAUAAGCCCCGCCCACUGUCCAGUAUCUCCCGGCAACAGAGGAGCAAGACUCACAUCACACGCACAGCUUCAGACUUUGGGGGAGGGGCUUCGUCUCGGAACAUCUCUGACCCGGACCAGGACCUGGACCGAGAGCCUGACUCUGACUCGGCCAAGCACUCCACCCCCUCCAACAGCUCUAACCCCAGUAGCCCCCCAGCCCCAACCCCCCACCGCAGCCGCCUCACGCUGGACAGCCUGGAGAUGGACCCCUGAGGCCCCGCCCCGCCGGAGGCCCCUGCCCCCACCGGAGGCUGAAUCAACCAAUCAGGCUGCAGACUGAGAGUUAU
Perca flavescens (yellow perch) is the source of this 2588-nucleotide messenger RNA. RefSeq names its product serine/threonine-protein kinase MRCK beta-like. The record is from RefSeq and is a predicted model, not a curated record. Gene Ontology annotation, molecular function: protein serine/threonine kinase activity; ATP binding. Gene Ontology annotation, cellular component: cytoplasm; cytoskeleton. NCBI's taxonomy places the organism in Eukaryota, Metazoa, Chordata, Actinopteri, Perciformes, Percidae. Gene Ontology annotation, biological process: actomyosin structure organization; peptidyl-threonine phosphorylation.